Molecule: messenger RNA, 2031 nt
Organism: Coprinopsis cinerea okayama7#130
Lineage: Eukaryota; Fungi; Basidiomycota; Agaricomycetes; Agaricales; Psathyrellaceae
Exons: 2
Coding region: 1-2031 (676 amino acids)
Source: RefSeq, a predicted model, not a curated record
AUGUCUUUGACCUCGUCUUCGCCCUUUGAUCAACGUCUAGGAACGAAUUACGCACCUUCAGACGCAGAGAAGGCACAAAUCCAAGAAAUCAUCGCGGAAAUUUCACCAGAGAUCUCAAAACUUGACGGUGAAAUUGAGGCUCUCAAAGAGGCGCUCGAGUCGUUGGAGAAGACAAAGGAGGAACGUUCAAAGUUCCUGGAGGACCACAAAGCGCUCCUCUCUCCGAUCCGCGAUUUACCCGUGGACAUUAUUCACGCCAUCUUCCAACAUUGCCUCCCCGACACCCAUAACGCGGUUUUAUCGCCUGCCCGAGCUCCGCUACUCCUCACACGGAUCUGCAGGCAAUGGAGGGAACUGGCCAUCAACUACCCACCGCUGUGGUCAUCUCUUCAUAUCCCGAUUCCCAAUGUUCCGGAGCCUAUGCUCUACAUACCUGGCUAUUACACCAACAAUCACGAAUCCCGCGUGUUGUCCGAGGAAGAGCAGGAGUAUUUCGAUGGGGAGGUCGAGAGAUGGCAUAGCAGGAUGGCGCAGAGAACGCAGUCGGUUUCUCUUUGGCUUUCACGGGCCAAAGGAUCUGGUCUGUCUCUUUCUAUUGUGGUUGGCAGGAAGCGAGAUCGACAUCCCUUUGGACUUGGAAGACCGGAACCAGAAGCAGUUACGGAACUCAUUUCCCUAAUUCUCGGAUACGCGUCGCAGUGGGAACGGUUCGAGAUUUCGGCGCCCCUCAAUAUCGCCAGCCGCUUUCUUUCGACACCAGCUUCGCGAACGCCCGCCCUUCGGUCUCUCAAAGUCAACACGCCCGAUCGCAUCCGUUUAGGGGAUCCACCGCCAACCAACCCACCGAGCCUGUUUACCCCAGACGGCAUCACCACUGCGCCAUCUCUAAAGUCGGUUUGGUUCGAAUCGAUCCCGCUUGACAAGGCGCUGGAUGUUCCCAUCGGGUGGGGGAACCUCACGAGUUUCUUCUUCGCCCCUGACGAUGGAAUUCCAGGCCUGCCGACAGCGGGGAGUUUGACCCCGAAUUCUGCCAUCGAGAUCCUUUCCAGGUGCCCCAACUUGAAGAGGUGCGGGCUGUUGGUAGGGAGUGGUUCGCCCUAUCUGGCUAACCCGCAGGUCUGGGGCAUCAACCCUCCGCAGGAAGACGUCACCCCAGGCCGUCGUGCAGUCCUCGAACAUCUAGAGUCGCUCACAUUGGAGCAAUACGGGACGCGCUCCCUGCACCCUUUUGUAGAGUCGCUCGAACUUCCGGCGCUGAGGUCGCUCUCCUUCGCCGGGAGUACGACUCCUUGUCCGGCCAACCCUUCCCCUCUCAUACCUCUCAUGAGGAACUGGGGCCACAAUCUGAAAACCCUUACUUUCGAUUACCAGUUCCUCACGGACCCAGAGCUUCGCGAAUGCCUCGAGCUGGCGGUCAAUGUCGAAGAGCUCAGCUUAUCGCUCAACGGGAGGCUUGGGCGCAGCUUCCAUCACGCUGGCACCAACAAUGACGAGGACCGGCGCCCUGCCCCUGCUCGACUGGGCAACAAGAUGAUGAAGGCGCUUACGCCGACGUACGACGACGACGACGACGACGCCGGCUCCGAGUCCGAGUCCGAGUCCACACGGUCUGUUUUGUGCCCUUCUCUCGUAUCCUUCGCAGUCAGACUUCCGACAAUCGAAUUUGGAGAGGACGCGCUCCUCGCCUUUGUCCGUGGCCGACGACACGCCAAAGCAGCGGAGAAAGGUAUCGCCAAAAUCUCCAAAAUCAAGGUGAACUUUGCGUAUGAUUGGCCGCAGGAAGUUCCUGGGGUGCCAACGCCCGAGAGUCUCAAGGGGUGGCCUCUGCUGGAGACGAUACGGGAUGACCCGGAUGUGGACCUGGAAGGGUUGGACUUGAAGGUCAAGUGGUCGUGGUAUGAUCCUUCGGUUUAUGAUCGUGGGCUGGAGCGACCCAAGUCGGAUACGACUGCGAAUAGGGUGUGGAGUCCCAGCCAGGGACUUUGGAACGUUGGCCUGGGCCCGUCUUUCUUGGUAGAACAUGGAUUCUGA